This is a messenger RNA of Piliocolobus tephrosceles (Ugandan red Colobus), 2025 nucleotides long. RefSeq names its product MIR1915 host gene. NCBI's taxonomy places the organism in Eukaryota, Metazoa, Chordata, Mammalia, Primates, Cercopithecidae. The record is from RefSeq and is a predicted model, not a curated record.
AUGACCCAGGGUUGCGACUGGGAAAUGCGAGUUGCGGAGGCUCCCGGACAACCAGGGUCACGCCGAGAGGCCGGAGGGGGCUCCAGGCAGCCUGGAGCUGACGGCGCCGGGCUGUGUCCUCUUCACCUGGGGGUGGGGGGUGGGCGCACGUACUUUGUUUGUGACCCGGCUGGUGCCGAGCCCCCUCUACCGUGGGAGCUGCAGGGGUGCGGGGGUGUGAGUGGCGCUCCGCGGACUCGCGUCUAUAGUACAGAGGACAUUCAGGGUUCGGCCAGGGGGCGGCUGCACCGGGGCCUGCCUCGUGGACCUGGACUCGGGACUCCGGGCGGCCCUGCCCGGUGCCAUUGCCUCAGCCACGUCUCCCACCUCUCUGCUCGGUUUCCCGCCCCACCUUUCCCUUACUCCCGCAUCCCCGUCCCCUCGCUUCCCUCCGCGACGCCUCCAUCCGAGUAUGAAACGAAGCUGAACGCAUUGGUAACUGUGCUCAAGAAGAUACAAUCGCGGGAGCCCUCAGGGUGGCGCAGGGCGGAGAGGCGACGCGGGUGGCGCUGCAGAGGCGUCCCCACCCCCUCCGGGGACCGGGGCCCCGGAGCUGCCAGGCCCGCUGCACGCGGCGGCGCGGGAGAAACCACGGGACAGCAGCGCCCCCUGCAGGUACCGGGCGCCUCCACAGCCGCUGCGCCAACCCUACUCUUAAGGUGGCACCACCGGGUUCCCAGCCCGCGUGCGCGGCUCUUGUGGUCCGCAGCCUACAGCCCUGGCUCCAUCGGCAUGUCUCCCUCGAGCAGCGGGCCUGACCGUCUGGAACGGCCGGAGUGUGCUAAUCCCUGCUGCUAUCUGCUUGAUCCCUUGACCCUACCCCUGCAGGACUUCGUCCGCGGAUGCCCAGCUAGCGAUUUCGACAGGCGAGAUUGAAAAUUCCCUGCGAGUGUAUGAGGAUGCGUAAGUCUCGCUUCAGGGAGGAACGACCAGAAUGGCAUUUCUUUAAGCCUAAAUCAAAUUUUUAUUUUCGUUUAUAAAAAGCAGAAGGCCAGCAGGAAAGAGUCGCGGAGGAUUGGCACGACCACAACCGUAGGACUCUUGCAUACAAGUUUUUAGGGUGAGACUGGGCGGUCCGGGGUUCUCCUUCGGCGCUCCCAUCUCGCAAACUCGUGGGCAGGUGCAGUGCUAGAGGCCGGGGGCAACGGCGGACCCGCAGGGUAACCUCGUCUCGCGCACCUCUCGAGCCCCCAGCAGCAGCCCACUCUGUCCGCAUGCUUUGUUUAUUUGGUGACACCAGGGAAAGUGGAGAAGAUCGAAGUGCAGUUUUUCUUUUUUCUUUAUUUUUAACUGACUGGUAUUAAGUAAAUGGUAUGUGUAUGUGAACCCACAAUCUCUUGGAAAUAAGUGUCCUCAGCGAACUCCAGAUUUCUAGGGGAAACCUACGUGCCCAGAGCAGGAAACGCACAAGCCAAUCCAGGUUCCGGUGCCAUCCGCAGUAAAUUCCUUUCCUUUUGCUCCAAAUUCCUCCGCUGCUUCCAGGAGAGCGACCCCCGGGACUCCCGCACACCCAGGGCCGGGAGCGGCGGAGCAGAGGGCGGGUGCUAGGGCGCGGGGGAAGGGAGGCUGCCUGCGGACCUGGGGCGCGCAGUUUCCCAGCACCGUGGGAACCUCCAACCCCGGGGCUCUCGGCCUAGGCUCCGCCCUGCCAGGCCUGGGGCCUAGCGGCCCCCCUAGUGGGUCCUACCCCGGGGAAACCGAGUCUGCGAGCGGGUCUGGCCGCCGCGAGGGAAGCUCGCCUGGGCAAGUGCCCCGCGGGGUCAGACCCUCCCCAGGGGUUGCAAACCGCAAGCGAAAGUCGAGAGGGGCUGGAGCUUUUCCUCUAAUCCGUUUUACACUGUGAAAACCGCAAGCCUGUCGCCCAGGCGGCCACUUUUAAAUUGGGAAGCAAAUAGACGAAAAACCAAAACAAACGUAGGAGCAGACUUUUCCCAGCUAAGUUUCCCCUCAAUAAAAAGCUCGCUUUCUGGGAAAGAGAGAAACUGA